Molecule: messenger RNA, 4033 nt
Organism: Myotis davidii
Lineage: Eukaryota; Metazoa; Chordata; Mammalia; Chiroptera; Vespertilionidae
Gene: NAB1
Product: NGFI-A binding protein 1
Exons: 7
Coding region: 278-1738 (486 amino acids)
Biological process (GO): negative regulation of DNA-templated transcription
Cellular component (GO): nucleus
Molecular function (GO): transcription coregulator activity; transcription factor binding
Source: RefSeq, a predicted model, not a curated record
GUCCCUAGACUUCUGCUCAACAGGGAGUGAGAUCACAGGCAAGUCUGAGCCUUCCGAUUUUUCUCCUUAAAACGGAAACAGUUACACUGGUCAGUGGGAUUGUCAGGAAGUAGAAGGAGAUGACUUCUGGACAGGGCAUGGUUCCUCCAGUCCGGUGCUCUGCUGAUGCGUCUCGUGUUGCACCUCCCAGCCACAUGCUCAGUCCUGGGUGCGGAGUUCGGAGCCCCUGUGCUGAGUCUCCCCCUCUUCCCUCUGCAGGCUAAGCACCUCCACAGUAAUGGCCGCGGCCUUGCCCCGGACGCUGGGGGAGCUGCAGCUGUACAGAAUAUUACAGAAAGCCAACCUGCUGUCCUACUUCGAUGCCUUCAUCCAGCAAGGUGGCGAUGACGUCCAGCAGCUGUGCGAAGCUGGCGAGGAGGAGUUCCUGGAAAUCAUGGCGCUCGUGGGCAUGGCCAGCAAGCCGCUGCAUGUCAGGAGGCUGCAGAAGGCGCUGCGGGACUGGGUCACCAACCCCGGGCUCUUCAACCAGCCGCUCACCUCCCUGCCCGUGAGCAGCAUACCCAUCUACAAGCUGCCCGAGGGGUCGCCCACGUGGCUGGGAGUGCCCUGUGCCAGCUACGACAGGAGCAGCGGCGCCCGGGAGCCGCACGUCAAAGUCCCCAAGUGCGCGGCCAUCACGUGCGUGCAGAGCCCCGGGCAGGGGAAGCCGGACGUGGGGAGCCUGGCGCUGCCCAGUGUCGGGGAGUCCAGACUCUGGCAGGGCCACCACGGCACCGAGAGCGAGCACAGCCUCUCCCCCGCCGACCUGGGCUCCCCCGCGUCCCCCAAGGAGAGCAGCGAGGCCCUGGACGCCGCGGCCGCGCUCUCGGUGGCCGAGUGUGUGGAGCGCAUGGCCUCCACGCUGCCCAAAAGCGACCCGAACGAGGUGAAAGAGCUGCUGAAGAGCAACAAGAAGCUGGCCAAAAUGAUCGGCCACAUCUUCGAGAUGAGCGACGAGGACCCCCACAAAGAGGAGGAGAUUCGCAAGUACAGCGCCAUCUACGGCAGGUUCGACUCCAAGAGGAAGGACGGCAAGCACCUGACACUUCACGAGCUCACUGUUAACGAAGCGGCUGCUCAGCUCUGUGUGAAGGAUAAUGCUCUCCUGACGAGAAGGGACGAACUUUUCGCGCUGGCGAGGCAGAUUUCUCGAGAAGUCACCUAUAAAUACACGUACAGAACCACCAAGUCAAAAUGUGGAGAAAGAGAUGAAUUAUCCCCGAAGAGAAUUAAAGUGGAGGAUGGGUUUCCAGAUUUCCAGGACUCUGUGCAAACCCUCUUCCAGCAGGCUAAAGCUAAGAGCGAAGAACUCGCUGCUCUCAGUUCCCAGCAGCCUGAGAAGGGAGUGACGAAGCAGAUGGAGUUCCUGUGUACCCAGGCGGGCUACGAGCGGCUGCAGCAGGCCGAGAGGCGGCUGUCCACGGGGCUCUACAGGCAGAGCUCCGAGGAGCACAGCCCCAACGGCCUGGCCUCCGACAGCUCAGACGGACAAGGAGAAAGACCCUUGAAUCUCCGAAUACCUAACCUACAGAACAGACAGCCCCAUCAUUUUGUGGUGGACGGGGAGCUGAGUAGACUUUACCCCAGUGAGGGCAAGUCCCACUCAUCAGAGAGCCUGGGGAUUUUAAAAGACUACCCUCACUCCGCUUUCACUUUAGAGAAGAAAGUCAUCAAAACAGAGCCUGAAGAUUCAAGAUAGCUGUGAUUUUCCCACUAUUCCCUGGAAACGGCAUCAGUUUUAAGGAUAAUGCUCCAUCAUAGAAAUAAGCCUUAAUAACCAAUGUUGCCUCAUUCAGCUCCAACAGAUUUCAUAGCCAAAGCAUAAGGACUGACACAGUGGUCUGGAAGCCAGGAAGACAAAGCAACAGCCACAAGAGAGAAAAUAGAGAGAAUGUUGUAAUAGAAAUAUUGAUCCAUUCACAUUCCUGUGUGAGUCGGUUUAUGUGGAAAGGCUUACAAAGUAAUACUGUAAGCAUUUAUUUAAGAAUGUACAAUGUAUUUGUGUAAUUUAUAGAAAUGAAAUGUAGAUGUUGAGACCUGUUCGGUCCAGUAGAUACGGAUAGUUUAUUUUACUUGAAAUUUCAUUGUCUACUUUAAGCGUAUUUAGCGUAAAUAUUAUAUGUCAGAGUUUAGAAUCUUUGCAGUCAUAAAGAAAGUUUAAGUAAUGUAGUUAUUGGCAGGGUAGCAGUGACUUUGGAGAAAUGGAAUUUAGCAAAUACCCGGUUUAAACCAAGGAAAAUAUUGUGGAUUUAAUAUCUGAUGAAACUGAUUUUGUUUAGUAGGAACUGUGUCAUUUAUAGUCGUAAAGUGUCAUUUUUGCUGACUUAAUCAGGCACAUGUACACAAUUAACCAAUACUGGAGUAAAGUUAAAAAGAUGAGCAGCGCAGAAGGCAAUCUUUCUUAACCUACUUGCCAGAUUGCAUCCUAUGGUCACUACUUAAGCUACGGCAGACAUAGGGAGCCGUCGCUGGGACAGAGACCUUGAAACAAGGGGACCGAUGUGGACAGGCCUGGACUCGAGCAUCACUGUUCCUGAGCGUGUGAGAUAGACUGAGACAUAGUAGGUUAACCCUAACUGUGACAGGAUGGCGACUGUAACGAAGGCUGUACCAUAAUAAAGGAAGUACCGUUUUAUGUCCAGAAACUCUUCUCUACGCACUGGAGUCAGAGAAACUAGAGUAUCCCCGGGGGUCUUCCCACCCAGCCCUUCCCAGGAGGGGACAGUCACUACAUCACACGUGCAGGCAUGUUUCUGUGGCAGUUUAGUUGACAUAUACUCAUUAUUUAUUUUAUAAUUUCAUUUUUGUACAACUUUCAGAUUUGUGAAUGCAGGGUUUUUUUUUAAAUUCAUUUUCCCUUGAAAGUCUGUUUUAAUUCCCCCUAUUUAAUUCCUGGGCUGUGUGCACAUACGUGGGGGGCUGUGCUUCAGUGUUCAUAAUGUACUUGCACACUUAUGAGAAUUUCACAUUGGAAUUCAUACUAAGAAAACAAAUCCUAUUAGAAAUUUAUAUUUUUUUCUGUUGGUUUAAGAGGAGAAGAUAUUAGACAGCUUUACCUGCUUCUUCCAGAUUCGUCUAAAGCCCGAUAUUGCUAAGAGGAGCGUACUGACUUGGAAUAUGUGUGGGUUUUGUUUCAGUUCUGCUCUAGGUCAUAACUGCAUAAAAAUAAUGUCAUAAUCUGUUCUACUACAACUCCUCAGCCCAACGUUAGAUGAAACGUCUGUGCUGGAGUUGUGUUCACUGUCACAUAAACAACUGCUUUUCAUUCUGAUUUGUAGACUAGCUUUACACACAAACACCAGAAAGCAGCUUCUAUCUAUCAAAGCUUCCCCUCCUACAUGUUUUAACUGUACCAGAGCAUUCCCCCACUGAAGCAGCUUUUUGGACCUUGCAACUCUGUUGCUAGCUUGAGGUUGAGUACUGUGGUUGUCUUGUUCACUGUGUGUAGAAAUAGUAUGAAUACGAUUUAAAUAGGUUAUUCGAUUUUUAAUAUUAGCCAUAGAACUGGUUAGUAUCUCAGUAGUUUCAUGAAACGUUUCCUGUAUUCUAAUCGAUUUUGAGAAAUUCUGUAGGUUUUUUUAAAAUUGUGUGUUACGGUUGAAGUUUGUACAUUUUAAUAAGCAACCAUUUUUAAAGAUGCUGUAAUCUUCCAACUAAUAUUUAUCCGUCUUUCAUGGCCAAACAAACUGCAUCUUUAAAUCCAUAAAUAAGUUUCCUUAAGUAUUAGACUUUUCUGGUCUUUUCAAGUUUAGUGAUAAGAGGGAAGCACAAGAAAAAUUUCAGUAGAAUACAGUUUUUAUUUUAUAAACACUAAUGUAUUAAAUUUGCUAUACAUUGAAGCAAAUAAUAUAUAUUUUUAUUUGAAUUGUAUAUAUGAAUUGGAUGUUAUAACAGUUUGUGUUGUUUUUUUCAUUGUGUUAGAGGUAUUUUCACUGAACAAGGUCAAUUGGUUACCUCGGUAUUACCGCCAAUACAGCCCAAGGGGCCAUUUCUC